Messenger RNA from Beauveria bassiana ARSEF 2860, 1161 nucleotides. RefSeq names its product protein phosphatase 1 regulatory subunit SDS22. Gene Ontology annotation, molecular function: protein binding. The coding region runs from base 1 to 1161 and encodes 386 amino acids. The transcript is spliced from 3 exons. NCBI's taxonomy places the organism in Eukaryota, Fungi, Ascomycota, Sordariomycetes, Hypocreales, Cordycipitaceae. The record is from RefSeq and is a predicted model, not a curated record.
AUGUCUCCCGGCUCGACCAGCGAAGAACAGCACCAUGCGCACGUCACUAUCGCCGCCGAUGCCGACGCUCACGAACCCGCCGCCUCCGAAGGCAACGGCAGCGGCAGCGGCAGCGGCAGCGGCAGCCUGAAGAAUGCCAACGGCUGGGAUGGCAAGCUGCGCAUUCCAAAGUCGGCCAUUCUAAUUAACCCCGAAGCCGUGUCGGACCCGGAGUAUUCGGAUGACGAAAAUGUACUGCCCGGCGAGGAGAUUGCUGCCGAUGAAGAUUUACUGGCCAACGAGGACCCCGACACGGAGCAAAUCAACGUGACCCAUUCGCGCAUCGGGUCAAUGGAGCGCCUGCGCCUCGACCGCUUCCAAAAAGUGGUGCAAAUCUGCCUCCGGCAAAACAACAUCCAGCACAUUGAGGGCCUCGACGAGCUCGGCGGCACGCUCGAAGACCUCGAUCUCUACGACAACCUGAUCUCACACAUUCGCGGCCUCGACCGGCUGACCAAGCUGACCAACCUCGAUCUAAGCUUCAACAAGAUCAAGCACAUCAAGCACGUCAACCACCUCAAGGAACUCCGAACGCUCUACUUUGUCGCCAACAAGAUCAAGGAGAUUGAGAAUCUCGACGGCCUCGACAAGGUCACGUCACUCGAGCUCGGCUCCAACCGCAUCCGCGAGAUCAAGAACCUCGACACCCUCACGGGCAUCGAGGAGCUGUGGCUUGCCAAGAACAAAAUCACCGAGCUCCGCAACCUCGGCGGCCUGCCACGCCUGCGACUCCUCAGCAUCCAGUCCAACCGCAUCCAGGACCUGAGCCCGCUGCGCGAGGUGCCCCAGCUGCAGGAGCUCUACAUCUCGCACAACAUGCUCACCUCGCUCCAGGGGCUCGAGGCCAACGUUAACCUGACCACAAUCGACAUCUCGCAUAACAAGAUCGACAGCCUCAAGGGCCUCGGCCCCCUCACCAAGCUCGAAGAGGUCUGGGCUAGCUACAACCUCAUCAUGGACUUUGCCGACGUUGAGCGGGAGCUCGCCGACAAGGAGGCCCUGACGACGGUGUACUUUGAGGGCAACCCGCUGCAGCUCCGCGCCCCGGCGCUGUACAGGAACAAGGUCCGUUUGGCCCUGCCGCAGCUUAAGCAGAUUGAUGCGACGUACCUCAGAGCAUAA